Messenger RNA from Schistocerca piceifrons (Central American locust), 1462 nucleotides. Its product is annotated as cytochrome P450 4C1-like. Gene Ontology annotation, molecular function: oxidoreductase activity, acting on paired donors, with incorporation or reduction of molecular oxygen; monooxygenase activity; iron ion binding. Lineage: Eukaryota; Metazoa; Arthropoda; Insecta; Orthoptera; Acrididae. The record is from RefSeq and is a predicted model, not a curated record. Bases 95 to 1462 code for a protein of 455 amino acids. The transcript has 12 exons.
UGUCCAAAAGAGACGUAAAAGAGCAGAAUACUGUAAACUCAUAGAUAGAUUACCUGGUCCUGCUGCCUAUCCACUUAUUGGAACUGCAUGGGAAAUGCUAUUUGCUGAACGCAGAGAUAUUUUCCGAAUGGCUGAUGAGAGAGGAAGGAAAUAUUGGCCUCUAUUCAGAACUUGGAUGGGUCCACUUGCAGAAAUUCAUGUUAUAAAACCACAGCAUGUAGAGAUAAUUAUGAGCAGCACAGACCAUAUCGAAAAAUCUCUUGUUUAUCGAUUCCUUCAUCCUUGGUUGGGACAAGGUCUACUAACAAGCAAAGGGUCUAAAUGGCAUUCUCACAGAAAGAUGAUCACACCAACUUUUCACUUCAAAAUUCUAGAGACAUUUUUUGAAGUCUUUGAAGACAAGAGUCAACUGCUUGUUAAAAAAUUAAAAGAUGAGGCCAAUGGUCAAGUGUUCAACAUUCAUCCUUAUGUUACACGGUGUGCGCUCGAUGUUAUUUGUGAAACUGCAAUGGGGACACCAGUUAAUGCACAGGAAGAGACAGAUUCCGCCUAUGUAUCAGCUGUUUAUGCCAUGAGUGAAAUUACACUUCAGCGAAUUGUUCGUCCAUGGCUGCAUCCUGAUUUUAUAUACAAGAGAACAAAAUAUGGGAAGAUUUAUUAUGAAAGCCUUAAUGUUCUCCAUGGCUUUACAGAAAAGGUAAUUAGGGAGAGAAAGGCCUCAAGACUGAACAAUAAUAAAGAUCUGACUCCCAAAGAUGAUGAGGAGGAAGUCUUUGGAAAGAAGAAACGAGUAGCUUUCUUGGAUUUGUUGCUGGAAGCUUCUGAUGGUGGGAAAAAUCUGACAGACCUGGAAAUAAGAGAGGAAGUGGAUACUUUCAUGUUUGAGGGUCAUGACACCACAGCAGCUAGCAUGUCAUGGAUCCUGUAUCUUCUGGGACUUCAUCAGGAUGUACAGGAAAAGGUAGCAGAAGAACUGUUUGACAUAUUCCAGGGUUCUGAUAGACCUACAACUAUGCAGGAUAUUCAAGCUAUGAAGUAUUUAGAACGUGUCAUCAAAGAAGGUUUAAGGCUUUAUCCCAGUGUACCAUUUAUUGGACGUAUACUCCGUAAGGAAACAAAAAUAGAUGGCUAUACAAUCCCACCAGACACCCUUGUAAACAUUCACAUAUACCAUACUCAUCGUGACCCAGAACAGUGGCCUAAUCCUGAGCACUUUGACCCAGAUAAUUUCUUGCCAGAGCGAAUACAAGGAAGGCAUCCAUUUGCAUAUGUACCAUUUAGUGGUGGACCAAGAAAUUGCAUAGGUCAGAAAUUUGCACUGCUAGAAGAAAAAGUUGUUUUGUCCAACAUAAUAAGAAAAUUUAAAAUAGAAUCAGUAGAAGAUAGAGAAAAGAUGACACUAAUUGGAGAAUUGAUUCUGCGGCCAGAAAAUGGAGUUCUUGUCAAGAUGAAAUCAAGAUGA